CCAGAUAUUGUUGACAUGGCGACAACAGGCAGCGGACAGGGUUCGGAUGAUACCAGGAGAGGAUCAGUAGGGGGUUCUGCUGACACUGUUUUUACCUGGCAAGGAAAAAGACGUGAAGAGUCUGUAGAGGAGUUCAGUGAGGAGGAAAAAGGUGUAGAAAUGUACAAGUGUGAGGAGUGCCGGAGACAAUUCAGCCGCCUGGGUGAUCUAAAGACACACAUGCGGACUCACACUGGGGAGAAACCUUACAGAUGUGAGGACUGCAGCAGGCAGUUCAAUCACCUAGGUAAUUUGAAUAAACACUUGCGAACUCACACAGGGGAGAAACCCUACAGGUGUGAGGAAUGCAGCAGGCAGUUUACUGAGUUUGGAACACUGAAGACACACAUGCAUACUCACACUGGGGAGAAGUCCUACAGAUGUGAGGACUGCAGCAGGCAGUUCAAUCACCUAGGUAAUUUGAAUAAACACUUGCGAACUCACACAGGGGAGAAACCCUACAGGUGUGAGGAAUGCAGCAGGCAGUUUACUGAGUUUGGAACACUGAAGACACACAUGCGCACUCACACUGGAGAGAAACCUUACAGAUGUGAGGACUGCGGCAGUCAGUUCAAUCACCUAGGUAAUUUGAAGAAACACAUGCGGACUCACACAGGGGAGAAACCCUACCGAUGUAAAGAGUGCGUCAGGCAGUUUAGUGAGGCUGGUCAUCUGAAGAGGCACAUGCGGACUCACACUGGUGAGAAACCCUACAGGUGUGAGGAAUGCAGCAGGCAGUUCAUUGAGCUUGGAACUCUGAAGAAACACAUGCGGACUCACACUGGAGAGAAACCAUACAGAUGCGAAGAGUGCAGCAGGCAGUUCAGUCAGCUGGUUCGUUUGAAGGAACACAUGCGGACUCACACUGGAGAGAAACCCUACAGGUGUGAGGAGUGUGGCAAGCAGUUUAGUAAGCUUGGUGAUUUGAAGAGCCACAUGCGUAUUCACACUGGGGAGAAACCCUACAGGUGUGAGGAGUGCGGCAGGAAUUUCAGUCGGCUUGGGACUCUGAAAAAACACAUGCGGCGCGGACACACAGGAGAAACUCUACAUAAGGCAGGAGUGUAG
This is a messenger RNA of Branchiostoma belcheri (Belcher's lancelet), 1107 nucleotides long. RefSeq names its product zinc finger protein 678-like. Bases 16 to 1107 code for a protein of 363 amino acids. The record is from RefSeq and is a predicted model, not a curated record. The transcript has 2 exons. NCBI's taxonomy places the organism in Eukaryota, Metazoa, Chordata, Leptocardii, Amphioxiformes, Branchiostomatidae. Gene Ontology annotation, cellular component: nucleus.